Morone saxatilis (striped sea-bass) is the source of this 2978-nucleotide messenger RNA. It is a transcript of the gene xkrx, whose product is annotated as XK related X-linked. NCBI's taxonomy places the organism in Eukaryota, Metazoa, Chordata, Actinopteri, Moronidae. The transcript has 3 exons. Gene Ontology annotation, cellular component: membrane. Bases 570 to 2054 code for a protein of 494 amino acids. The record is from RefSeq and is a predicted model, not a curated record.
GUAGAGCUGACAGCGCUGGUAAAAGACUGGAAACACGACCCGUCUGCAGCCGCACCAGUCCUCCAAUAUACGGAGACUCCCAACCCCUCCCACAGCCAGCGGCCAGGACUCCGGAGGAUCCCUCGCUGUGUGUGAGACCUGAACAACAACAGGCUCACUGAACCCCCACAGGAAAACCCCCGGACUCGGACGAUGAGUUGUUUUGUUACGGACGGACUGCGAGUCAAAGGCUGGAAGUUGUAGCCGAUGUUGCGGCUGAUAUCGCAGCGGGCAGAGAGGUGGUUUGGUCUAGAUAAAUAAACAGGGUGGGUAACGCCACGUACGACUUCAUAUCGGACAAUAAAACUAAAGCUGCCGCUGGUUGAGAGAGAAAGAGAGAGAGACUGUGGAGCUGAACACAAUGUGAACACCGGCGAUGAUCAACUUGGUGGAAAGUUGGGAGAGACGACGCAUCAAAAAAAAAAAUUAAAUAAAAGUGAUGAUUUCUUUGUUUUUGAGCGCAGUGCGGAGACUCCAGUCCCAAUAACCGCCUCCACGUUGCUCCCCGCGGUACACAAACCCUAACUAUCAUGUGCGAGGUGACCAUGGAGGAGCAGGAGCGGGACAUCUCGGACAUAGACCCGCAGGAGUGCUCCUCCUCGGCGGUGGAGAGCGGGGUCAUGCUGGUGGUCAGUCACAGCCGGGUCCAUCCCCCCUUCAGCGUCGUGCUGGCCACCGUACUCUACUGCGCGGAGUUCGUGUCCGCCGCGGUGCUCUGCGGGAGGUACCACAAGACCGACGAUGUCAUCUGGAUGGGCUUCACCAUCACCUUCAUGCUGCUGCCCGCGGUGCUCAUCCAGCUGGCCCUGACGUUCAUCCACAGGGACCUGGGUCGGGACCGGCCGCUGGUCCUCUUCCUGCACCUGCUGCUGCUCGGACCCGUCAUCAGGUGUUUCGAAGCUCUGGUGGUCUACUUCAAGGCGGGUAAAAAGGAGGAGCCUUACGUCACCAUCUCCAGGAAGAUCAGUCUGAAGAAGGGACAGGGGACGCCCAUGGAGUGGGAAAUCGGCCAGUCAGAACGCACCCUGGCCACUCACAGAAACGCCUUCAAACGCACCGCAGUCAUCCAGGCUUUCCUGGGCUCCACGCCCCAACUGACGCUGCAGCUGUACGCCAACAUCCAGGAGAAAUACUUCCUCCCUGCAAGAUGGACUCUGAUGAUCAUCACCCUGAUCUCCAUCAUAUACGGGGCUCUUGUGUGCAGCGUUCUGGCCAUCCAGAUCAGAUAUGACGACUACAAGGUGCGGUUGCGCCCUGCAGCCUACCUGUGCAUGAUUGUGUGGAGAGGGUUGGAGAUUGCCACCCGGAUCACCGCUCUGGUCCUCUUCAGCACAGCGCUCACACACUGGGUGAUCCUUGUCGGCAUGGCUAACCUGCUCUUCUUCUUCUUCCUCCCCUGGGCUGAAUUCUGGGCCAAGAAAGGCUCGCUAACUAAUGAAGUGGAGAAAAACUUCUCUAAGCUGGGCACCACGGUGGUGCUGAGCAUGUUCACGUUGCUCUACGCCUGCAUCAACAUCUUCUGCUGGUCGGCGGUGCAGCUGGACCUCACCCAUCGAGAGCUCAUUGAGAGGAAGCAGCGCUGGGGCCGUCUGGCCAUGUACUACUGCGGACGUUUUGUUGAGAACUUUGUCCUCAUCACGCUCUGGUACUUCUUCAAGUCGGACUUCUACGAGUAUGUGUGCGCGCCACUGCUGGCUGUCCAGCUGCUGAUCUGCUACAGCCUGUCCGUGCUCUUCAUGCUGCUCUUCUACCAGUUCUGCCACCCCUGCAGACGCCUCUUCAAAUACAACGUCCACGACUGCCUGCACUGCAUCUGCUGCCUUAAAGGACCGGGGGGAGCAAGAGGUGGACGACAGAAGCCGGCGCCCUCAUACUCCAAUGCUGCCACCAUGGUGCUGGUGCCAGAGGAGCCACUGGAGCUGCUGGACCCACAAAACUCCGAACCCCCCGACCUCACCAGUCAGCUGGGAGAGCGGGAGACGGCUAUUGUUGAAGACAUGAUGGAGGCAGCCUGAGAGGGGCUUUAUGAGGAAUUCAAUGAACAAACUGAAGUUCUCUAAUGUAGAAACGAAACCCAGCUGGUGCUGCAGGCUGCACCGCUGGGUAAGACCUCAAGUCCUUUAACACAAAAACCAGAAUGAUUUUGUGAUUUUUGCGUUCGUGAGGUGAUGUGUUAGAGAACAAACUUCUGCUGUUUUCUCUUAAGUGCACAAAACUUUAUUCAUUCAUGGUUCUGAGAGGGAUUUAGGUUAACUCCUGAUGUCUUUAUUGGGGAUGAUUACGUACACUUAGGGCACCACAAGGCCCCAGUAUACCAAAGAAUGUAGCAUUUCGAGAUAUGCAGCGACGCACAAAGGCCGUGUUGAGAGAGCAGCGGUGGGUCAAUUACAGGACUGAGCCAGGUGUGCGGGAAAAGUGCCAAGUGUGUCCAAAGUGCCCCAAACGACUGAGCGGGAACGCCCCCAGCCCCCCAGUUUACUUCCUCUCAGGGUUUACACCAUGAAUAUCCCCAUUGCACACAUUUGCAUCUGCACUAAACAGACAUUAAAAAAAAGAAAAAUGAAAAAAGCAGGAGGGCAGGAAAAGGUCAGAGGAAGAAUUUAUCUUCCUCAUGCCCUACUGCAUAAACCUGUUGUGAUGAAUGCCUUGUGUUGUUCACUGUCCAGUCUGAUUGGCUCGAUUACAAAAGAACAGGUUUCAGUUUGGCAAAAGAAAGUUAUUCCCCUUUAGGUAAUAUCAGGUGUGUCUUUAAAAAUUAACACCUCAGUUGAUUCAUUAACAAUACUGACAUCAAAAUUAGCUUCUUCUUUAUUGAGGUGCAUUCACUGUUCGCUUGUUUUUUUUUGUUUUUUUUUUAAAGUUUUGUCUUGUUUGUUCGUUCAGUGCCUUGACUACUACUGUUUUACUUGAAUUUAAAAAUAAAAUAAUCAGUCUACACA